AUGUCGAUUCGAUAUCCUGGACAAGCACGAACACCAGCGGAAGCGCUAAGUAAUUUGCAGAAGUUAAUACAUCAAGCCACUGACGAGCUUACUACUGAACAGCCUACUACUGAAGAGCCAACAACAGUCCCAACUAAAGCGAUGUCAAUUCGAUAUCCUGGCCAAGCACGAACAACGGCGGAAGCGCUGAAUAAUUUGCAAAAUUCAAUAGAUCAAGCAUUAACUGAAAUGUUAUGCAAUGUUGGAUUGAAUCCGACCAUAACUUAUAACAUACAAGGUUAUAAGCCAGAUGAUGUGAUCAUUAGAACAGAGAUAUCCGAUAAACAAGUAUGGCGUCGUAAUGUAGGCGAAUAUGUUGCCAAGGAUAACAUCGUUAUCGCAUUUGUUAAUGGUAGCAGAUAUGAUAAGGAACUAUCGAUCAAAUUGCACAAUAUUGAAUUCUCCUUGCCGCAUAGCUUUUGGAAGGAUGCUGGAGCGGUGUUUGCAAAAUAUUUGAAAAGAUUGACAAAUGUUUUAAUUUAUAAAAUGUCUGUUGAAAUUUAA
Messenger RNA from Loa loa (African eye worm), 543 nucleotides. RefSeq lists its product as hypothetical. The transcript has 3 exons. The record is from RefSeq and is a predicted model, not a curated record. The coding region runs from base 1 to 543 and encodes 180 amino acids. Lineage: Eukaryota; Metazoa; Nematoda; Chromadorea; Rhabditida; Onchocercidae.